AUGACAUCCUUACAUCGAAUUCAUCGCCAAUUAUACAAAUCUCAUCCGCUCUUCCAUCUACACUCUCUGACACGUCGCUUCUCAUCCUCCACCAUGCCCCCCAGCACCGACGUUGACGCCUUCCACGAGGUCCUCCGCUCAAGCAAGCGCAUCCUCGCCCUCUGCGGCGCCGGGCUCUCAGCCUCUUCCGGUCUUCCCACCUUUCGCGGCGCCGGCGGUCUCUGGCGAAACUACGAUGCCACCACCCUCGCCACGCCGACCGCCUUUGGUCAAGAUCCUGGCCUCGUCUGGAUGUUUUACGGAUAUCGGCGUCACAUGGCCUUGAAUGUCAAGCCGAAUCCCGCUCACUACGCGUUGGCUGCGCUGGCGGAGAAGAAUAAGGACUUUUUGUGCUUGACGCAGAAUGUUGAUAACCUCUCUCCAAGAGCAAACCACCCCCCAGAACAGCUCCGCACGCUCCACGGUUCCCUCUUCGACAUCAAGUGCUCCAACAGUCGGUGUGACUGGAAACAGCACGGCAACUACGACGACCCUUUCUUCCCGGCCCUCGCCCCGGCCUCAGAGGAUCCAGAGCCCGGAAAGCCUUUUCCCUUGCUGGACCCUUUCCAUCCUCUGGAGCCGAUCCCGAAGGACCAGAUCCCCAAGUGUCCCAAGUGUGAGAAGGGAUUCCAGAGACCUGGUGUGGUGUGGUUCAAUGAGGGUCUGGAUAUGGACAUGCUGGAGGGCAUUGAUAACUGGCUUGACCAGGGCAAAGUGGAUCUGAUGCUCGUUAUUGGUACAUCAGCCAAGGUAUGGCCUGCAGCAGGCUAUAUCGACCAGGCUCGGGACAAAGGCGCGCGAGUGGCCGUCAUCAACAUGGAGGCAGCAAACGACAGAGGCAAGGAUCCCAAGUCCAAAGACUUUUUCUUUGGCCAGGACGCGGCCGAGUGCUUGCCCCUGCUGCUUGAGCCUAUAAUCGGGAAGCUCGAGAUAGGCAAUCAGUAA
Messenger RNA from Fusarium falciforme, 984 nucleotides. Its product is annotated as Deacetylase sirtuin-type domain-containing protein. The transcript has 3 exons. The coding region runs from base 1 to 984 and encodes 327 amino acids. Gene Ontology annotation, molecular function: protein-malonyllysine demalonylase activity; NAD+ binding; protein-succinyllysine desuccinylase activity. The record is from RefSeq and is a predicted model, not a curated record. Lineage: Eukaryota; Fungi; Ascomycota; Sordariomycetes; Hypocreales; Nectriaceae.